AUGACCGCAGACAAGAUUUCAGCCGCUGCAAAGACCAAUGCGGCCACUUAUCUGAGUCGAAUCCCCAACGCUGCUGACCCGGCGCGCCGUAUCCUUGUCGAAUACAGCGGCAUCGCACCAGACGCUGUGGACGCCCACAUUUACGAAAUUCGGGAUAAGGCCUGGGCUGUCUUCCCCUACGGCUGCAUCGGGUCCUUCUCGUUUCUGGACUUGACGGCACAGGCCCAGGACCCGCGCUUUCGCGCCGUCGUCGACCGCCUGAAAGCUCCCGGAUCGGCCGAAGCCUUUCUGGACGUGGGCUGCUGUUUUGGCCAUGUGAUUCGCCAGCUGAUCGUCGAAGGCAUCCCCGGCGGACGACUGUACGGGACGGAUCUCCAGCCUCGGUUUCUGGACUUGGGCUACGAGCUUUUUCGCGACCGGGCCAAAUCGACCGCCACCUUCCUCGCAGGCGACAUGCUGAAGGAGGACGAUUCCCGGCUGCAAGGGCUUGACGGAAAGGUGGAUAUCAUUUACGCCUCGGCCUUCUUCCAUCUCUUCCGGCGCGAAGGCCAAGUUCGUGUCGCCAAGCGCAUGGUUCGGUUUCUGAACCCGGACAACCCCGGCGUCAUGAUCUUUGGGGUCAAUGGCGGACCAAAGGUUCCGGGAUGGGAGGAUUACGUCCUUGACGUGGAGACUUGGCAGCAGAUGUGUCGCGAGGUUGGCGAAGCGACGGGGACGGAUUGGAGGACCGAGACAGACGUGGAGGAUACGGAUGAGCGCAUCACGGUCAGAUUUGCUGUCUACCGAGCUUCGUAG
Molecule: messenger RNA, 795 nt
Organism: Thermothielavioides terrestris NRRL 8126
Lineage: Eukaryota; Fungi; Ascomycota; Sordariomycetes; Sordariales; Chaetomiaceae
Exons: 2
Coding region: 1-795 (264 amino acids)
Source: RefSeq, a predicted model, not a curated record